This is a messenger RNA of Drosophila teissieri, 1970 nucleotides long. RefSeq lists its product as uncharacterized. NCBI's taxonomy places the organism in Eukaryota, Metazoa, Arthropoda, Insecta, Diptera, Drosophilidae. Gene Ontology annotation, cellular component: plasma membrane. The transcript is spliced from 6 exons. The record is from RefSeq and is a predicted model, not a curated record. The coding region runs from base 432 to 1775 and encodes 447 amino acids.
UGCUCUGCCUUGGCCAGCAGCAGACGGAGCCGUGUACCGCCGCGAUCCGAUCGAGUUGAUCGCCAGGAAUUGUAAAACCCAAAGAUCGCGCUCUUUUAUUUCGAAUUGUGGCUCGCUUCACGGGCAAUAUAGCCAUUUAUUUCGGUUGUUAUCGCUUGUUCGCCUCGAUUUUUAGUCGGUAGUUUAACCAAAUUUUAUUUUAAACGAGCCGGGCCGCUCAUAAAAACCCAAACACAGCAUUCAUAAACAUUUAGACUGGGGCCAGCGCCAGCCAGCCAGCUUGCCAGCGAGCCAGUCAGCCAGAGAUCUCCGUUGCAUCGGUGCAGCUUUAAUGGAACGUGCGCUGUUCCAUGUGCGUGUGGAUUGCCCCUUGCCAACGUCCAGAGAGCCCUAGGAGUGGAACGUGACCCGGAACCGGCGCCACAAUCAGGAUGAAGCGCGACGUCUCCACGUCGACCAUUGGGCGGGAUGAGGCCCGUCGUCCGCUGAUGGAGGCCUACAUGUUCCAGCGGCGGGUGCUGCUCGGCUGCAGUCUGCUCAUGGUGGUGUCCCUGCUGAUCUGGAUAGUGGCCAUCUCGACCGAUCACUGGAUUAUCAUUUCCGGCGGAAAGGGCAUUUUCAUACCCGAAUCCCGGCGCUUCUUCAUGUCCUCGCACUCGGGACUGUGGCGUCACUGCCGGAACACGAUUGUGCCCAAUGCCAUGAGCAAUGCCCAGGUGGUGCGCAACUUCAGCUCCAUGUCGUACACAUCGCAGACGAACAUCAACGAGGCGAAGCGGAAUCUGUCCCAAAUGGACUUCAUCAAGCAGUUCGCGCAGGAGAAGCUGGAGACGUCUGACAAUUUCACGGAAUCGGCGCGUCGCCACAUGUUUGCCCACUGGGUACGUGGCGAGGACAUGGAGUUCCAGACGCUGCGCCACGCCUUCCGCACCCUGGUGAUGAACACCGAGGAGAAUCAGCGGCAGUUCAAUGCCACGGCCAUUAAGCCCAUACCCAUCAAUCCGCUGGACGUGCAGGGCAUCAUUGAGAGGAAUACUUUCGGUUUGGCGCUGCAGCGGGUUAAGUACAACAACACCUGGUCCUACUACGUGAUCCCCGAGGUGGCGCAGUUAGCCAUCUUCAGCAACUGGACGGAUUACCCGCUGGUGGUUCGUCUGCUGGGCACCUACAUCCGGGAUAUCAGCAUCCCGGCCUACGUGCUCAACGAUGAACGGGUGAUCCUGAUCCUGGUGCCACCGCUGCCGCCCAAGAAGGGUCAGCCCGCCUACUACACCUAUAUCCCGAACCAGCGCUGCAAGUACAUCGACAUGUUCCCCAACUCGAAUGCCCUGCGAAAUGAGCCCGGUUUCGAUGACGAACUAUUGGUCGCUUGGUAUUCCCUUUCAGACUACAUCCGGACGCAGGCGUCCUUUGCCUGCAUAACUCUGUUCGUGAUGAGCUUGGGGGCCGUCUUCUCCUUCUACACGUUCAUGAAUCCGCGCUACAUGUUCAAGCGUCUGGCGGGUGGCAUCCACCUGGUGGCCGCCUCCACGGCGCUGGUGGUGCUCCAGGUGCUCUUCUCCUCGAUUGACUACACCAAGGAGCAUCUGUUCUACGCGUAUCCUGAAGGGGCAAAGCUAACCUAUGGCUACGGAGUCUACUUGGCUUGGUUCACUUUCGCGGACAAUAUCCUAUGCGGUGUUAUGUUCCUCUGGUAUUCUGGCAAGAAGAAGGGUGCCAAGGCGCCCAACGACGAGGUGGCCAUGGCAGAUGAGCCCACCAUUAUGGGCAGAUAACUGGUAACCGGAUAUCUGUCUUAUGGUAUUACCCAAUACCCAUACUGCGACCAAAGACCAAAGCAACUGGCAAGCUAGCCGCCAUUGCUUAUCAUUUCACUUUUGUUAUUUGUUGUUUUUCAUAAUGGCUGUAUUUAAAAUGUUCGCUUUAUAACUUUAAGAAUCUCAAUGCAAUAAAGGAAUUGUUUUCAGUCA